This is a messenger RNA of Helianthus annuus (common sunflower), 1789 nucleotides long. RefSeq lists its product as uncharacterized. The transcript has 4 exons. Bases 191 to 1570 code for a protein of 459 amino acids. NCBI's taxonomy places the organism in Eukaryota, Viridiplantae, Streptophyta, Magnoliopsida, Asterales, Asteraceae. The record is from RefSeq and is a predicted model, not a curated record.
GAAAAUCCCAACUAUAAUGACACUUCGUACAUUUACAAAAUCUCAUCAAAUCAAAUGAUAGCAUAACACUAUAGUGACACUUCUCAAAGCAUAAUUACUAAUUAGGGUGUAUUCCUCCCACCAUCUCCGACGACUUUUCAAAUAAUUCUUCAUUCGUCUUUUUCACAAUUUCUUUCAUCUUUUCAUAUUCAUGGAUAUUCAAGAUCAUACCACCACCCCAUCAGGGCACACUUGCCGCCGAUGUGGGUGGCCGUUUUCGGGCCCGAACCCGAGGAGAGACCAUAAGAGAAUAUGUGGAACUGUUGAAGGGUAUACUAAGGUUAUUAAUGAUGAAGCAGUUUCUGAUGAUGAUGAUGAUCAUUAUUCUGGUUUUGGUUAUGAGGAUGAUGAUGAACAACGCCAUUUUGAUUAUGGUGAUGAAGAGAAAGAGAUGAUGACCCCAGGCCCCAAGAUUGAGAAAAAGAUCAUCAAAGAGAGUGGCAGCGGUGCUGGUGGGGUCGAAGAAAAACCGAAUAGAUCCGAAGAUGAUAUGUUUUCAGCAGCAACAGAGUUUUCAGAUACCCGAACCAGUCCAAGUGUGACUUCUGAUGUAAAAAAAGUGGACGAGAAAUUUGAGGUUUUCGAUAACGUUCAAGACAAUGCAACGAAAGAUUCGGUUCCUUUGGUCAAAGAUCACGACGAAGAUAAAGCCAAGACUUUGUUAGAGGAUUUCAAGGAUCAUAAAACUGUGUAUUCUAAUGUUUCGAGUGAUGACAAACAUGGAGAAAGUGGAUCCAUUGUGUUUGUCUUUGAAGACAAAGUAGUGCAAGAGAGUGUUCAUAAAAGUCAAACCUUUGACUAUGAAGAGUAUGCUUUUGAAGAAAAUAUAGUUACAAAAAAUCUUAGUGAAGCAGAAGCUUCUCAUGAUAAACAUCCGGUCGUGAUUCUUGGUGAAAUUGAUCAUAGUGUUCCAGUUUUGCCUGAAAGUGCGGUUUCUGGUUCAAAAGACGGUGUCAAAGUCAGAAGUAUUGAAACUGUGGUAGGUGAAGGCAGCGGCAAGGUGUUGACCGGUCAAGAUUCUGGUGUAGGCGCAUCGUUUUGCUCGAGUAGUAAUAGUUUGGAGGGAAUUUGGGGUUCGGUUUCAGAUAUUUCAGAUGUUUUUGGUAAGUCAGAAAAGCGGUCGGAUAGAUCACAUGCAUUUAAAGGCCCGUCUUUGGUAGAAUCCAAAGAGGAAAUCAUUGAGCAGAAAGCGUCUAAUGCACCAAAAUCUGCAAAUAAUGAAGAUGCAAUUGCAAAAGUUACCAACUGGAGCACAAGUGGACACAUUGCUACUAUUCCGUUAAGAAAGUUGAUGGGUGAAGCGAGGUUUCCCGAUCCUAAACCGUCAUCGAGUUUGAUUACAAAAGAUGAGAAUGCUGCUGAAAGUAGUCAACCUGGAAAGUCAAAGCUGACCCAACAAACUCCAGAAGUCAACCAGGAAUCAUCUCCGGUGAUAAACAGUGGCGAGGGUAAACUAGUCAAGAAGAAAACAAACAAGGCAAUAUCAGCGUUGGCGCGAUUCGUGUGCUGCUCAGCGCCAGUUACAAAAUGAUAUACAUAUACUCGAAUAUGAGUUUGACUUGAGUUGACCCAAAAGGCUACAUGGUUUCAUUUUAGUAUAUUUUGUAUAUGUUGCAUAGACACAUUGAGAAAUUUCAGAACUUGAUGUGCAAAGUCAUUGGAUAGAGUUUUUGUUUACAUGCUUAUUGAAUUUUGGUCAUUGUUAUACAAAGGACACAAUUGAUGGAUAUAAUGGAUUUUUGUUUGACUU